AUGCUGUUGCUUCGUGGCUUGCGCCUCCGGCCACAACCAAUUUUCAAUCUUCACGCGCGUUACGCGUCGCGGAAAGUGUUGCGGACGUUCAAGCUUGCAGAUAUUGGAGAAGGUAUCACUGAAUGCGAGGUUAUUCGGUGGUCUGUCGAGCCAGAAGCAAAGAUCGCUUCGUUUGACCCCUUGUGCGAGGUGCAGAGCGACAAGGCAAGUGUGGAGAUCACGAGCCCGUUCGAUGGAAUAGUCAAGCAAUUGUUGGUCGAGGAGGGCAAGGUGGCCAAGGUGGGACAAGGGCUAUGCUUGAUUGAGGUCGAGGAAGAAGAGACUGCAGAAGAGACUGGACGGAAAGAUGAGGUCAAACCAGAACAGCCUGCAUCACAGCCAGAGAAGUCGACUCCUUCACCGCCGCCGCCACAAACAACAACCACAACGCGUCAGCCCCACCCGCUUGACCCUUCAUUCAUCCCAAAGCUUGAUUCGACAAACGAUGUGCUUGCAGCGCCGUCUGUACGACACUACGCCCGUUCACAAGGUGUCAAUUUGGCGGAACUUGCUCCAGGAAGCGGCAAAGGCGGCCGAGUGGAGAAACAAGAUGUUGAUAUGUUCAUUCAAGGGGGAGGAAUUGCUGCUGCUGCCGCUACUGCCUCUGCACCUGUCGCUACAAGCGAUGGAAAGGAUGUAGUUGUAGAACUGGGCCGAACAAGGGCCGCAAUGUGGAGAGCAAUGGUGAAGAGUCUCGAAGUACCGCAUUUUGGCUACUCAACAACUCUCGACAUUACUGACCUCCACGCUCUACUUCCUCUACUAAACCAACACAUCCCCGCCCAACAUCGACCACCUAGCAACUCAACCCCAGCUUUUAAUCCGGCACAUGCACUCGGCGAAGGCGUUGGACUGCAAACUGUGCCCGCUGUUCCACCGACUGGGCAGUACACUCGACUAACCUAUCUCCCAUUCCUGCUUAAAACUCUGGCAACAACCAUGAUGGACUGGCCACUCCUUCGUGCCACCAUAACAGCAACGACUGCCAAACCAUCUCUGACGAUACGCCCCCAUGCAGACAUUGCUCUUGCCCUCGCCACCCCAACCGGGUUAUACACCCCAGUCCUUCGUGCGACUGAGACCCACAACAUCUAUACCAUUGCAUCAGAUGUCACCCAUCUUGCUGCCCUUGGUCGACGAGUUCCGUCGGGCCUGACUGCCGCUCAUCUCGGCGGCGGGGGCACCAUCAGCGUCAGCAAUGUUGGUGCUGCCGGUCAUGGGACUGGGGCAAUGCCCGUUCUUGUUCCCGGAGGCGGAGUUGCGAUUGUCGCAAUAGGUAGAGCGGAGUGGAUUUGGGAUGUGUCAGACAAGUAUUGGCAAGCUGGUGGUGCCAGACGAUUAAAGUUGCCAGUUUCAUGGAGUGCGGACCAUCGUGUCGUGGAAGGAGCUGAGUUGGCUGCAUUUGUGGAGGCAUGGAGGGCAUGGGUUGAGAAUCCAGGACGCUUAAUUGCGGCGGGUGUAUAA
This is a messenger RNA of Mycena indigotica, 1503 nucleotides long. Its product is annotated as Dihydrolipoamide acetyltransferase component of pyruvate dehydrogenase complex. The transcript is spliced from 2 exons. The coding region runs from base 1 to 1503 and encodes 500 amino acids. Gene Ontology annotation, molecular function: acetyltransferase activity; lipoic acid binding. NCBI's taxonomy places the organism in Eukaryota, Fungi, Basidiomycota, Agaricomycetes, Agaricales, Mycenaceae. The record is from RefSeq and is a predicted model, not a curated record. Gene Ontology annotation, cellular component: mitochondrion; cytoplasm.